Messenger RNA from Lolium perenne, 5035 nucleotides. Lineage: Eukaryota; Viridiplantae; Streptophyta; Magnoliopsida; Poales; Poaceae. The record is from RefSeq and is a predicted model, not a curated record.
UAAGCAUCAUAUAUAUAGCAUUUUCUAGCACUGAUAUUGCAUUCGAGAUUUGUUUUGGGCAUCAUUCCGAGUGCAAAUGCAUGCUAAAAUACUGAAAGUUGUCGAAACAACAAGUUACAGUCUGUUUGUAUUAUUUUGCAGAAAAGUGCGUCAAGGCACUCUAAAAUUCUUCAUUUUUGCACUUUGGAGUAAUAAGGGCUCUCGGUGAUGGACCUCAUGUGGAGGAAGGGAUGAUGUGAAAAAGUAACGGAUCAACUUGUGCUAAACUGAGAUAAGUGGAGGGACGUACUUGCAAAAUAACCAGAUCAGAUCGGGGCCUCAAAUCCCUAGCUGCAUCUCCAUGUCGAGGCGUGCCUGGCUUCGAUCCCUAAUCCCCCAAAGCUCCUGCUCCACCUCCGGCCGCCGCCGCGGCCAGGCCAGCGUGGCGGCGUGCCACCACGACGCCCUGCAGCCCCAUCCACUACCCUGCAACCUGCAGCUCAUGUCCAUCACCCAUCCAGCGACGGUGACGACGACAUUGACGCUGAUUUGCUCCGCCGCCAGGACGCCGGGACGAGACAGCCUGCGCCACUGCGCUGCUGCAAGACCUUCAGCAACAACCUCUUCCUCUACCUCCCCUGCUGUAACGAAGAACGAUUUGGAGCUCUUCUCCCUGCAACCCCUACUGCUGUUCCUCCCCCUCUCCUUAUUUUCAGUAAUUUCCUUUGAACUAGUGAUGUAUGUGACUCGAUUUGAGUUUGAGUACAGAGACGUGUGUUGUUUCCAUUGAUGUGCUCGUGUCAUGUAACAAGUUAUUGUCUGUACGUACUAGUGAAUUUGUUUAAUGUGUGCUGCGCUAGUGCUUAAGCGUUUUCAUUUUCAGUUCUUGAUGUGUAUGUGCACGUAUUGUUCUCUGUCCCAUUCCAUAUCUUGCUUCUAUAUCCCAGUCUUUGAUGUAUGCUAGUAAUUGUGCUUCUCUGAGUAAUAGUUGAUCUAUUUCUGUUAAUUUGUAAAACGAAAAUACAAAAAGAAGUAUCUAGUUUCAGAUUGUAAACUCUGUCCCACGUCCCAAAUAAUGCUUCUAUCUCUUUCUUCAAUCUUUGCUUGUUUGUCUAGCCCAGAUUAGUUAGUCUAGGUUUAUUUUCCGGCAAAUCAACCCGUUCAUGUGACCUAGCUUUAGCCAAAACUCUAUUGUGGAUGGACUAGUCCCUGCGGAGAACACGACAACCUGCAGAUUUGGGGCGAAAUACCCACUGCUAUAUUUUGCAUUGAUCAUUUUGGCGCCGUUGCCGGGGACUAGCGUCGAACAGUUGAGUUAGGCUAUAGACUAGGUCUUCGUUUUUCUUUUGUGAAUAUUAUUAACCUCUAACCCUUGUUCUAGUUAUUUUCCUGUGUUUCUCUUUCUUUUGUGCAGGUUUUAGUAGAACCAAUCUCACUCGUGGAGAUGGCUUAUUAUCACGGACAAGUGAGCAGUUCAGUGAACGAUUUGGAAAAUCUUCAAGAACAGAUAAGUAAGCUAUCUCAAAAUUUGCAUCAAUUAGCUCUACAGCGAGGUAUAAUUUUAGAGGAUGGUCCUGGCUGUUAUGAUCCUUAUUCUCAAGGCCAUCCUUAUGUUGUUCCUACAUGCCAUAUUUGUGGAUUUCAGGGCCAUACAGCUGCUGAUUGUCAGCGUGGUUAUCCUCCCACUCAAGAUUGUGUUGGUAUGAACUUUGCUCAACAGCAUGGUUCAUACCACAACAAUUAUUCUGUUGGAUGGCCUGAGAACCCAACUAUGACAUAUAGGAACAACAACCCACCUAUCUCAUCAUUUCCUCCUAGUUAUCCAAUGCAGGGAUUUAGGUACGAAGAGGAGAGCAAUUGUUCACCACAACAAUUUUAUCCAGCCUCUAUUCAUGUACCUCAGCACGAGGAGAUGCUUCCAGCAGAGUUAAAUGGUCCUCUGGUUGGUCAGCCAUCAACACCUCAAGUGCAAGCACACACAAGAGAAUUUGAUGAUGAAGAGAAACCUAGUUUGUUGUCUCUUGAGUUCAACUGGAGCGCUGAAAAUGAUCCCGUGAGGCCAGUCAUUAUCAAGGAGAUGAAGAAGAUCAAGGAUGGGAGAGAUCUUGUGGAAGAAAUGAAGAAGAUUGAGAAGAAAAUGAAGCUCAGUAACAUUAUCUCCUCACAGCUUGAGCUGGAGUUGAGUGCACCAGAAGUUUCCCUUGAUACAUGUGAAGUUCCUACACCUUCACAUGUACCUGAGCAAACCAGCCAGAGUACAACUGAAGCUGCCACACUUGAAGAAGAAAGAGUUGCUGAGAUUGAAGAAGAGAGAUCCCAAACUUUGGAGGAACGAGAGUCGCAAUUGGAAUUCACAAGCGACCUUGUUGAAGGCCCAAUACCUAUUACUCCUGAAGAUGUGGUGGAUAUGAAUACAGAAGACUCAUCCGCUAGGGUGGCGAGUCAAGAAUCUGAGAGUCAAGUUGAGUUGCAACUUGUCAUGCAAGAGAGUGCUUAUGCAGGUUUAACCAUUCCUCUUAAUGACUUGUUUCUCUCUGAUUUCUCUGCUAUUGCUUUGCACUACAUCAUACCAUCACUGAAGAAAGAAUUGACUAUUGGCAUGUUGCAUUGUGAUCAUGCAUAUCUUGAUAAUGAAACUGCUAUUGAUGCUUGUCAUGAUACAUAUAUUCCUCAUGAUAGAGUUCUGCUUAGAGAUGCAUGCUUAGAUAAUGCUCACCUGUCCCAUAAUGAUAAUUGCUACCCUUCUUACGACACUAUGCUUGCUGUCACUUAUAAUUCCCACCAUGUGCUUUACUGCUAUAAUUAUAUCAUUGGUUACUCAAUUGAUGAUUUAGUGGGUGUGAGCCCUAUCACUUGUGCCAGUUGUUCUUUGUGUGAGUGUACUUUCAGGAUUUUACUUGUGCACCACUCAUCGAGGCCAAGCAUGGUUCGAGUCGACAUCCCAUGGGAUCCUGGUGGAUGUAUGGCAUGGUGAUGAGAAGUAAAGUUGAACAGGUAUGAGGAGUAGAGUGGAGCGAGCAUGAGGAGAAGAAGUGGGUUGUAGAAGGAUGUGAGCUGCUGUACAUAUGAGCCCGGUGAGCUGUGCUAAUUCCUGUCAUUGCUAUUCCGUGCACAUUUUCUACAUCUCUCAUGCCCACUCUAGUUACUUAUAAAACAUUCUUAUUUGGCCAACAAUUCAUAUCUUGUGAACUGAGUCUUAAAUCUGAAUUGUAACCUAUAUUCUCCAUGACAUUACAACACUUAUAUGCCUGUCAAGCAAGUUUUGUUGUUUACUGCUAAUUGGAUUCCUACCAUUACUUUCUGGUAAAUUUGAAUGUUCCAGAAUAAAACUUGUUGAGAGGAUUUUGAAAUUUUCUUCUUUGCUUGAGAGCCAACCAACAUUGAACCCAGCUGAAUAUGUUAUCCCUGGAUAUUAUAUCCGGACUGUGGGAAUGUGUUGGUAGCUAUCAUUCUGCUAGAAAUUCACUAACUAAUCCUGAACCAAAUUGGGCCCAUGUGAUCUAUGGAUUGGAUGUCUGACUUUGGUAAGGAUUCUAACAUGUUUUAUUUUAACUAAUAUUGUUUGCGCUAACUCAAAUCCUGUGUUCAGCUGGGUGUUGUGUCCCUGGACAGAGCACUUGGACUGAGAGGUGGAGAAUAACUUUCUAACACCUCUGAACUUAGCUGGGUCCAUGUGAUCCUUGGAUCGGAUGCCUGGACUAUAGGAAUGAGGACUAACCCAUGCUUGUGACCCUGUAAAUACCUGUUGAUACCUAUUUGUUUCCUUUGGUGCUAGCUAAAUAAAGGAAAAUGGUUGUUACCUGACAAGAGCAAAGAGAAGAAAAUUAGUGCCAAAUUUGAGUGUGUUCACUAAUAAAAGGAGGAAUGAAAAUUGUUUUUGAGUGAUCAUUUCAUUUUGCCAGAUUUGACUCAGUUUCAUUCUUUAGCCUUAACUAAAAGUUUUUGCAUGUUGAUUGCUGGGUUUUCUAGUAAAGUGGUAAAUUCAGUUCCUGCCCGACAAUAAAUUCUGCCUUAUUCAUAUCUUACAUUCAGUAAUGUUUUGAAUCCCAGUAAACAGCAAAGCUUGGUUGGUAUUCAUAUCAGUUUCGCUAGUGUCAUUCUGAAUCUAGUUUACUCUCUCAAUUUGCAUACUCAGUUUUCAUUUACCUUUUACCUUUACUUGAGGACAAGCAAAGAUUCAAGUGUGGGGGUAUGAUAAGCAUCAUAUAUAUAGCAUUUUCUAGCACUGAUAUUGCAUUCGAGAUUUGUUUUGGGCAUCAUUCCGAGUGCAAAUGCAUGCUAAAAUACUGAAAGUUGUCGAAACAACAAGUUACAGUCUGUUUGUAUUAUUUUGCAGAAAAGUGCGUCAAGGCACUCUAAAAUUCUUCAUUUUUGCACUUUGGAGUAAUAAGGGCUCUCGGUGAUGGACCUCAUGUGGAGGAAGGGAUGAUGUGAAAAAGUAACGGAUCAACUUGUGCUAAACUGAGAUAAGUGGAGGGACGUACUUGCAAAAUAACCAGAUCAGAUCGGGGCCUCAAAUCCCUAGCUGCAUCUCCAUGUCGAGGCGUGCCUGGCUUCGAUCCCUAAUCCCCCAAAGCUCCUGCUCCACCUCCGGCCGCCGCCGCGGCCAGGCCAGCGUGGCGGCGUGCCACCACGACGCCCUGCAGCCCCAUCCACUACCCUGCAACCUGCAGCUCAUGUCCAUCACCCAUCCAGCGACGGUGACGACGACAUUGACGCUGAUUUGCUCCGCCGCCAGGACGCCGGGACGAGACAGCCUGCGCCACUGCGCUGCUGCAAGACCUUCAGCAACAACCUCUUCCUCUACCUCCCCUGCUGUAACGAAGAACGAUUUGGAGCUCUUCUCCCUGCAACCCCUACUGCUGUUCCUCCCCCUCUCCUUAUUUUCAGUAAUUUCCUUUGAACUAGUGAUGUAUGUGACUCGAUUUGAGUUUGAGUACAGAGACGUGUGUUGUUUCCAUUGAUGUGCUCGUGUCAUGUAACAAGUUAUUGUCUGUACGUACUAGUGAAUUUGUUUAAUGUGUGCUGCGCUAGUGCUUAAGCGUUUUCAUUUUCA